Tetrahymena thermophila SB210 is the source of this 1074-nucleotide messenger RNA. RefSeq lists its product as hypothetical. The transcript has 2 exons. Lineage: Eukaryota; Ciliophora; Oligohymenophorea; Hymenostomatida; Tetrahymenidae. The record is from RefSeq and is a predicted model, not a curated record.
AUGUAACAAAUAUAAGAGGCCACAAGCUCCAAAGAAGAGCUCUCUCCAAGGCAUUAGGAAAUAAAAGAUGAUUUAUAGAAUAUGCUUAAUGGAUCUAAGCUUAAAAAUUUAGCACUUUCUAUCCACAUAAAUGAUGAUUUAGUUAAAUAGUAUUUGAAUAUCUUAACUGAGUACAUGAGAUAUUCUGAAUAGUAAUGCGAAAAUUUUGUCUUAGCAGACCAAAUCAAGUCAAAAAUUUUAGCUACUAAAAGUUUAAUAGAAGAGAGAGAAAAAGAAGAGCUCAAAUCGCUUAUGCUUAACUAAUAAAUAAACUUAGAGCUUCAGCAUUAUAACGAAUUUAAUAAAGCCGUUGAAUAUUGGCAAGAAAAAGAAGAUUAAUUUCAACAAAAACAAUAGUUUGGAAUUUUAGAAAUCAAAGAGAGACACAUCAAAGACAUGGAACAGUAUUAAGAAAUUCUUGAUCAGUUUAUUUCAUAAAAACCUAAAGAUUCGUCUGAGCUUCUUAAUUUGAAAAAAAUAUAAAACUUUUUGGCUAAAAAGACUGACUAUAAGAAAGCUCAUUAACUGUAAUAGAUGUGUUAAAUAUUAGAGUAAGAGGAAAUGAAAAAGUGGAACCAGUAGAGGGAAUAUAAAAUUUAAAAUUUUAUACAAAUGCUUAAGCAAAAGCAGGAGCAAGAAGUAGAUGCUUUAAAAAGAAGACUUGAUAAUGAGUAUGGUCGAAUUUCGCUUGCUAAAGAAGAGGACUUUAAGAGAAUACUUGUUAAAUAUUAAGGAUUAAACAGAGAUUUAGAGUCUCAAUAGUAAAGUAAUAUAAAAAAAUUUGAUAAACUUUAUUAUAAAAGAACAACUCAAAAUCUAAAAACCUAAUAAGAUGAAGACGGAAGUAAUAUCUUAUAUAUCCCUAAGUGUAAUACUUCUAUGUCUAACAGUAGAUACAAAAAUAGUAAUUAUAAUGCAUUUAAUAGUUAAAAUAGUUCAUAAACAAAUAAGUCUAAUAGUCUUCAAAGGAGAGGAUUCCCAAUUUAAUAAUAAAAUACUGUCCCUGUUAGGUCUAGUAGUUAAUAUAAAUAAUGA